Molecule: messenger RNA, 842 nt
Organism: Lethenteron reissneri (Far Eastern brook lamprey)
Lineage: Eukaryota; Metazoa; Chordata; Hyperoartia; Petromyzontiformes; Petromyzontidae
Source: RefSeq, a predicted model, not a curated record
UACGCGGCGGUCGCUCCACGCUCGGCCCGUUUGUGCGACACGCACACACAAUGGGGGCUGUGGGUUUUCAGCUUCUCGUAGUAUUUCUUCUUCUUUCCAUCGGUCCCCCGCCAGCUCUCGGUUCCAACAUCGUGACGACCGCCGGCAAAACCGUUCAUCUGCCGUGCCCGUCGGGCAAUCCCUCCGAGCGGAACGGCACCUGGAGAUGGUAUCCAGACUUGCAGAACGACGAAUUCGUGUCCAUCGCCACUUUCGGCCAAGCCGCGGUGACACCGAGUGCCGAGCGCUGCCAUGCGGCGUUCGCCCGGAGGAUGGACGUGCCCGGGCAGGCCAGCAGAGACUUCUCGCUGCGCAUCGUGGGGGCGAGGGAGGAGGACACCGGCGUCUACGUCUGCACCCUCUCCUCUGCCCACUCCAGCCACGUGACCUUCGAAACGGAGCUGAGGGUGGACGCGGCGCCGUGCAAUUGCCCGCGUUCGUGCCCCCACGUGCUCUGGUUGGUGCCGGUGGGGAUCGGCAUCGGGAUGGUCGCCACGGUGCCCCUACUGAGCUGCCUCUGCGACACGGCGCUCAAUUACAACCGACGGAAAAGGACCCUCAAAAAGUGGCAAACCUUCAGGAUCCACACCCUGCGGGCUAUGAGAGAGCGCCCGGUCGUCCAGAGCGACGUGGCAGAGGUCCUCGUUAUUGGCAACAAGCAGCCAGUGGAGGAAAUACCACAUUCCCAUGAAACUGACGCUCGUGUCACAGAGUGAAAGAAGAUGCCGCAGGACGUCCACCGGGCAGCCCUGCCCGCGAGAGGGGGCUAGCAAUCGGGGGGAGGGUAUGGGGGGCCGCGUAGG